GAAUAAUAGUAAACAUUGGAAAAAGUAGUCUAGACAAUUAUAUUGAAAUCUUAAAAUCAACUUUCACGUAAAUUUAAAUUUUUCAAAUUAGUUAAUCGAAUAUCAAAUCCAGAGUGCAGAACAUAAAAUGUCGUUUAAAGAUCAAAUCGGAAAUACAGUUAAAGAGAUUGUAGCAGAUCAGGAAAAAAUACAACAUUUCAAAGCAGAAUUUAAAAAAAUGCAGGAUAGUUUUAGAAGAGUAACGCAGGGAGCUGAUGAUAUUGUGAAAAGUACAAACAAUUUGGCCACUAAACUCAAAAUUCCUUGCCAGGAGACAAUAGCAUUGGGAGAAUGUUUGCAGAUGCUACAAGACGAAAUUGACGUAAAGUUACUGCGAGAAGAUGUGAAAUGGGAAGACAUUGAAAAGGAAUUCGAAGAAUCAAAUUCCUGUCUCCGAAGUUACCUCAAACUCUACAAGACAACUGUUUUGAAUUUAGCUGGUCUAACUUCAAUAGAGCUAGAUCCUACUGACUCAAUAACCAGUGCAAGUGCAAAAACAUCUCUUGAGUCGUCAUCUAGCCAUUUUCAACAAAUGCUGGUUGCUCAUGAUCCUCUUGCUGACAGAGACUUGUUCAGGAACCUCAAUGCUAAACACCUGAGCAUCGCUGAAGAUAUCCAGGCAAUGAAGGAGCAGCUUAACAUAUUUAAAGUAACUAAUUCGAAUAUUGCUGACGAAGUUGAGCGGAUUUCUAAAGCGGUACAAAAUGUAUUUGGAAACAAUAAAACAGAAGUUAAAAAUGCGUUAUGAAAUGUUGAAAGCUGAUUAAGAAACUCCAGUGGCAAAUACUGUACAUUUUGUUGUUCUUAUCCAAAAUAUAAUGAGAGAUUUUGUAAUUUUAAAAUGAUAAUGGACACUGCCUGUCUCACUCAGUAUUCUUAUCGCAAAAUGGAAGAGAUAAAAAAUUACAUAAAAAACAUAAAAACAUGUGGAGAAUAAAAUAAAUGAAAAUGAACUUUGUUUAUUGUUAUUCUUUAAAAUUAUGAGUAGUUUCGAGAAAUUUGUUUCUAUUUGAAGAUACAA
Molecule: messenger RNA, 1060 nt
Organism: Nilaparvata lugens (brown planthopper)
Lineage: Eukaryota; Metazoa; Arthropoda; Insecta; Hemiptera; Delphacidae
Exons: 2
Coding region: 128-787 (219 amino acids)
Source: RefSeq, a predicted model, not a curated record